Phycodurus eques (leafy seadragon) is the source of this 4310-nucleotide messenger RNA. It is a transcript of the gene ncapg2, whose product is annotated as non-SMC condensin II complex, subunit G2. Bases 276 to 3629 code for a protein of 1117 amino acids. NCBI's taxonomy places the organism in Eukaryota, Metazoa, Chordata, Actinopteri, Syngnathiformes, Syngnathidae. Gene Ontology annotation, cellular component: condensin complex; nucleus. The transcript has 26 exons. Gene Ontology annotation, biological process: mitotic sister chromatid segregation. The record is from RefSeq and is a predicted model, not a curated record.
UCCUCAGCGGCUGGUAUGGAGCUUUGUAAACAUACGAGCUCACCGAAUUAUCGCUACAGAAGCUAGCUAAAGACGAUUAUAGCUGAACGUUUGAAUGUUUUAUGACUACAAGACACAUUAUUGUCUGGGAAUAAUUUGGUAGGGCUUAGUUUGCUUUUGUAAAUUGACGUCUGUUUUAACCGUAAAAGUAAGUAAGUGACGCUCCCCCAUAAUUCACCACCCAUAACUACUUUUCAGUUUUAGUCCAUCACUUCUUUCCAAAUAAAAGCGACAACAUGUCCAAGCGUGAGGCUUUCGUUGAAGCCGCCUGUAAGGAAAAUGUGGACGACUUCCUUCAGCUCAUCCAACUUCACAAGGACAAAACGGACCCUUUUGACGCAGAGGAGGUGAUUCAGGAGAUGUCCAGGGACCAGCGUGAGGCUCUGUGGGGCAAACUGGCCUCGCUCCUUCGGGACUUUCUCCUGGAGGUGCCCCCUGAACGCUGGGGGGAGGCUACAGAUGCUGAGUCGGCUGUGGAUGCCAAACGUGUUGUGGCCGGUGUGACGCUUGUGGCCACCGUGUCGCUGAAGGUCCUGCAAGAUGGUGACACCUACAACGGCCUUCUACAAAUUGCCUACCAACUUCACGAUGUUCUGGUGUCACUCCCCGUGACGGAAGCUCAUGUGCUGCUCCACAUCCACAUGCUGUGCGAGGCCUGGUGGAAGAAAGACCUAAAGGACAAAGACAAGUUUGGUCGCAUCGCUUUUGUCAUUGCUUUGAAGAAGAGCUUCCUUUUGGCGAAACCGGGCGCUGAGCUCCAAAGACUCUGGAGCCUCCACAAGGUGCUCUCGAAUGUGGACUACGCGUCCGAGUACGGCGAGCAGCUGGGCAAGCAGCUAGUGCAGUGUUUCCUGCGUCCCCCGUUCAUCCGUAACGACGAGGGCAAGAGGUUCAUGGUGUUUCUCUUCAGCUGGCACGUGGACUUCAUCCCGCUCAUCCACGGCACCAUCAAAAAUCAGCUGCAGUUUUUUAACAAGAUGACGGUGGCGCAUAUCACGGAGAUCUACUUCAGAGCGUGGAAGAAGGCCAGCGGCAGCUUCCAGGAGAUUAUCGAGAGCGAGUGCGUUCAGGACUUCAUGAAGUGCGCCAUCUUGAUCCGCAGGUCGUCACCCGUCCGCAACAAAGUCCAACAGAUUGUCUUCUAUUUCCACAAGAGGAAAGUCUACCGCCCAGUGGUAAAGAUGCUCAGUGCCCUCUACAAGCCCAUUCUUUGGAAAUACCUCAAUGUCCCUAAUUUUGAGGUUCGCGCCAACGCCACCUUGCUGUUCACCGAUGCCUUCCCCAUCCUCGACCCCGAUCAGGAAAUUGAACAUGCACUUCAAAAGCAACUGGACACACUCAUGGUGCUGCUGUUUGACAAACACCCCUGCGUCCGCUGCAACGCCAUCCUGGGCGUCUGCAAGAUCCUCGCCAGGUGCUGGGAUUUGCUGCCGGCGGUCAUCAUCGUGGACUUCCUGAAGAAGUUCGAGGAGCUGGCGGGGGAUUGUAGUUCAGGCGAAGUCCGCUGCGCUGUCUUCACGUAUCUGUGCAUGGUCUUGGACAAUGUGCUAAGCCAUCCCGUGCUGGAGAAGCUGGUGCCCAGGUUCAAGUACAGCCUCCACGACACCUCGGAGAAGGUCCGCGUGGCUUUUGUCGACAUGCUCCUCAAGCUCAAGGCGGUCGGUGCGGCCAAGUUCUGGGAUGUGUGCAGCCUGGACCACCUGGUGGUCCGCCUGGCAUUCGACAAGCCGCACGUGUCCAAGCGCCUUGCCGCACUGCUCUUCGACUCCUACUUCCCCGCCGACGCCACAGAGCGGGACUUGUGCGGCCGCUGCAUCUCCUUCAUCCAGAUGAACCCCGUGGCGGCCCGGAAGUUCUACCAGUAUGCCCACAUGCACACCGCCCCUGCUAAUAUAGUGAAGUUGAUGCUGGCCAUCCGCCGUAUCCUGAACAAAUGCAUCCAGAGCAACGGUGACAACACGGAGCAUACCGAAGGCAACAAGGAAAACAGCAUGCCUCUAGGCGAAAAUCCGCUGGGACUGGAGAAAGACGUGGUGGCCAGUCUACUGGAGGUGGUGGUCGUCCUGUGGAAGACGAUCGACAAGACGCUACAUCACAACGAGGAGACGCAGAAGCAGGUGUAUGCCCGCUUUGGCGCAGUCAUGACCAAAUACUUCAGCGCCUUCACGGAUGAGCGAUGCCAAGAUGCCCUCAUGCAGAUGGCGUCCUACAUGCCCGCCAAUACGGUGGCAACAUUUAGCUACGGCGUGCUGUCCCGCUUGAGGAAGAUGGACGCCGAAGCGCCGCCCUCGGCGUACGGCCAGCUGCUGGACUGCAUGUGCAGUUGGGGCAAGACCGCCGGCAUCAUUGAGCUCAUCAGCGACUGGCUCUCCGAAGCCCUGCCCAAGAAACGAGGGGAAAGUGCCAAGCGGAAGGUGACCAUCCAGGUGACUGCGAAGGCCAAGCCGUACCUGGCGCUGGCCUACUUGGACUACUUGCUCCUCCGUCCGUCCACGCGGGACAAAGUCUUGGCGCUCAGUCAGGGUCCACUCAAGCAGCUCCACACGCUUCUAGGGAACUGGAAGUCGCUGUUGUACUCCCACCUCAGCUCUUCCACUGAUGGCGUGGCCGGCACGGACUUGGCCCUGAAGGUUUUCAUGUUUCACGCCCGCCUCAGCGUGCACCUGCAACACAAGCUGUCCGAAGGCCGUGAGUACCUGCUGUCUCUGGAGCACACUGCGACGUGGGUGGGCGAGAGGGUCCUGCCCUUCCUGGCCAAUAGGCGUCAGGGAGACGGCGAUGAUGAGGCAGAGCAGUCCAGAGGGUUAGCGGCAGAGAUAACCAAGAGCUUCCUGUCAGUGUGCACGGACGUGCUCGUCUGUUUGGCCGACGACGACUUCAAGGCUCACGUCCUGCACCUGUGCUCGCUUGUCGUGCUCUCAGAAACGGGCUACCUGUGCAUUCCCGCCCUACUGCCAGUUCUGAAGGAGUUGACGGAGAGUUACCAACUGACAGGAGAGGAGCAGGAUGCCCCCACCAAGUGUCUGGUGGUGGUUGCGAACAUAUUCCAGAGCAUUAUAGAACUUUUAGCUCGUCGAUUUAAGAAAGAGCCGGAAGAGGGGAAACAGCUGUGCCAGUCGACUUUGAGCAGCCUCGCUGACUUCCUGCAAGUGGCUCAAGCCUGUAACCUCAGUGGGGUCUUCGACACCCUUUUCGCCAUAGUCAUCGUGGAGACCAGAUACACCCUCCAGAAGAUGACGCACCCCGAAGAGGUGACGACUCCAGAGACCAUGGAAGACUUGCCUCCUUUGUCCGGCACCCUCUUGUCCGUCAUCCUCAAGUCGCCUCCAGUCGCCAGGGCCUUUUCGGCCGAGGUUCUCUCCUCACUGGAUUCUGACACCUUCGGCACUCUGACUGAGCUGGCCGCUGUCGUGCACCUCCUGGCGGUCCUGCGGCACGUGGGACAGUCCAAUGCGUGCUUGAAGAGAGCCGCCGUAACCGUGCAGCAGCAGAUACACACGCACGCAGAUGCAGGCGGCGACAUCCAAGGGGUCCUUUAUCAAUCUUCUGUGACAACGCUCAAUGAAAUCCUGACACAUUGGGCUGACUGAAAGAAAAAAAAUACUUUAGCUCUCUGGAGUGGCUACAUUUCUCUAUUUUCUAUUUGUAUUAAAAGCAUUUAUUCUUUUGCAUGUAUACAUCAAAUGUUUGGGUGGGUGAUAAAAAUAUGUAUUUGGUGUCGUUGUGUUCAUAAGGUAUCCAUGUGCUACUAUCCUACUAUAUGAGAUUUGCCUAAAAUGGCUGCUUCCAAAUAAAUGGGCUGACUUCCUGUUCAAUUUUGCGCAUACAAAAUGUUACUCUAUACAAAAUAAUAUUUUAUGUAAUGUAGUUACUACAGUGUAUAGGGUUAGGGUUAGUAGAUGGGUAGAUGGUAUGUUAAUAGAUGGGUAGCUCGGUUGGUAGGAUAGUUAGGAGGUAGGUAAAUGGAAAGCUAGAUGGGUAGGUAGGUCGUGGUACGGUUAGGUAGGGAGAAGUAUAUUUGAGUAGAUUGGUUGAUAGAUGGUAAACAGGUGGUUCGAUGAGUGGAUUAAUAGCGAGACGGGUAGGUAGAUGGAUAAGUAGUUUGGUCGAUAGAUGAAGAGCCAGCUACAGAGAUGGGUAGACGGGAAUAUACAUGAGUAGGUGGAUUGGUAAAUAGAUGGGCAUGUUGAUGAAUAUAUGUAGAUUAGUAGCUAAAUGAUAGUAGGUUCAUGGGUGGGUAGUAAGGUGGUACGUUGACGAAGCGGUAAAUA